CUCACCUCAACAUAAUUUCACCGUCUCCAGACCGUCUAUGUUCUCACUCUCCCCUCCUCGAGAGGGUCUCCAUCACCGAAUUAAAUAAUCCCACCUUUCCUGCUCGUCGCCGCCAUCCCGACAUGUCUACUAUCCUCUACUUCGUCGAGUUCGGAGCUGCUGCUUACCUCGCCCUCACCCUGUUCUUCUACGCACUCUCCCUGCGGAUCCCCGCGGCUGGCUUUGUCGCCCGUCUCCUCGCAUCGUAUGUCUGUCUGAUCGCAUGCGCCUCCUAUGGAGUGGUAGCCUCCAUAUUCCUUCGCUUGGUCGCGUACGGAGGAAACUCGCAAUGGGCGACAGCGCGAGCCUUCAAAUAUGUAAUGUGGCUCACCACCGGCGUAACCUUCACAAUCGAAGACCCCAACGAUUACCUCAACAAGACACGACCUGCGGUAUUCAUUGGCAAUCACCAGACCGAGCUGGAUGUUCUGAUGUUGGGGUAUAUGCUCCCCAAAUACACCUCCGUUACCGCGAAGAAAUCCUUGAAGAAUUGGCCGUUCUUGGGCUGGUUCAUGUCUCUGUCUGGGACGGUCUUCAUUGAUCGUGCCAAUUCGACCAGCGCGAGGCAUGCGAUGACUAGUGCCGCGGAGGUGAUCACAAGAGACAAGCAGAAUGUCUACAUGUUUCCCGAGGGCACAAGAAGCUAUGCAAAGGAGCCCAUGCUGCUACCAUUUAAGAAGGGAGCAUUUCAUUUGGCAAUCCAAGCAGGUGUGCCAAUUGUGCCAGUUGUGGUUGCGAACUAUUCGAAUGUCCUCUAUUUGCAAGGGUGGAGGUUUAACUCCGGCUCAAUUCCCAUGAAGGUGUUGAAACCAAUCGAAACAAAAGGCCUAAAAACCUCGGAUGUCGAAGAUCUAACUCGGGAUACGAGAGAAUUGAUGCUUCGGGAGAUGGUUAGCUUGACUGCAAAAGCGCGAGGUCAACCAGUUGCGAUGCCAGUACAAAGCUCCGGAGACGGUGUAGUAAAAGCGAGUGGAGCGGAAGCUACGAUAUCAUAAAGGUUGACUGAACCGAAGAUAUAGAGUAGACGGCAAGAGUUACAGCCGGAAGUGGAUUCCAGCUGAAAAAGUGAUACAGAUCACGAAUACACACCCUGUGCAUGUUUGGAGUAUGGGAUUGCUUUACAUCAAGCAGUAUAUACCCCAUAGAUGUCUGAAAUAGCGACAAUUUGAUCUUUGUUUUCCAGAGAACUCUGUCAAACAGGCCUCGC
This is a messenger RNA of Hyaloscypha bicolor E, 1246 nucleotides long. RefSeq names its product 1-acyl-sn-glycerol-3-phosphate-acyltransferas-like protein. Gene Ontology annotation, biological process: phosphatidic acid biosynthetic process. Bases 123 to 1034 code for a protein of 303 amino acids. Gene Ontology annotation, cellular component: membrane; endoplasmic reticulum. NCBI's taxonomy places the organism in Eukaryota, Fungi, Ascomycota, Leotiomycetes, Helotiales, Hyaloscyphaceae. The transcript is spliced from 2 exons. The record is from RefSeq and is a predicted model, not a curated record. Gene Ontology annotation, molecular function: 1-acylglycerol-3-phosphate O-acyltransferase activity.